GCAGUCCCCUCAUGGCUGCGGCGGGCGGGCCUGGGCCCACCUGUGUGCUGGGCAUUGACCUGGGCACGACGUCGGUGAAGGCAGCGCUGGUGACAGGGACAGAGCGAGGGCUGGCGCUGGCACAGAGCUGCUCCAGGGAGACGCAGGCACACAGCGAUAGCCCGGGAGCUGCAGCGCAGGGAAUGGAGCAGCAUGUCCAGAAAAUCAUAAGAGCAUUGAAUGAAUGCCUUGCUGCUCUGCCUCAGCAGCAGCUUCAGCAAGUCACCCACAUUGGUAUUUCUGGACAAAUGCAUGGGGUUGUGUUUUGGAAAAGUGAUAAAGGGUGCAAGUGGUCAGAGAGUGGCACAGGCCCUGCCUUUGAGCCAGACAAGGUCAGCCACCUGGUCACCUGGCAGGACGGGCGCUGCAGCCCCACCUUCCUCACUUCCCUUCCUCUGCCUCAGUCACACGUGAGCCUGGCUACAGGAUUUGGAUGUGCCACAGUCUUCUGGUAUUCAAAGAACAGUCCAGAUUUUCUGAAGGCUUAUGAUGCAGCUGGCACCAUCCAGGACUAUGUGGUUGCCAUGCUGUGUGACCUGAAGAAGCCACUGAUGUCUGUCCAGAAUGCUGCCAGCUGGGGAUAUUUUAACUGCAGAAACAAGAGCUGGAAUACUGACAUACUGAAAAAAUCUGGCUUUCCUGUCCACUUGCUUCCAGAGGUGGGAGACCCUGGCAGUAUUGCAGGCAGGACAACCUGUGCAUGGCAUGGAAUACCCAAAGGAGCAAAAGUGGGAAUUGCUCUGGGAGAUUUCCAGUGCUCUGUUUAUUCCUGUCUGACUGAGAGGACUGAUGCAGUUCUUAAUAUCAGCACCUCUGCUCAGCUGACCAUCUCAAUGCCCCUGGGUUUCCAGCCUCCAGAGGCACCAGAUCCUUCCUCAGCUGUCACUUAUUUUCCCUACUUCAAUGGUGACUACUUGGCAGUGGCAGCAUCACUCAAUGGAGGGAAUGUGCUUGCAACGUUUGUGGGAAUGGUGGCACAGUGGGCACAAGAGCUGGGAUUUCAGGUUCAGGAAUCUGCCAUCUACCCAAGGAUAAUCCAAGCAGCCUUGGCCCAAAAGCACAGCAAGCUCUCAGUCCACCCAACCCUAUUUGGAGAGAGACACCUUCCUGAGCUGCUGGCAUCAGUGAGCAGCAUUGGUGCCUCUGAGCUGUCCCUGGGCCAUGUCACCAGAGCCCUGUGCCGUGGCCUCGUGGAGAACCUGUGCUCCAUGCUACCUGUGCAGCACCUGGAGGAGGUGGGGGUCAGGAGGAUCCUGGGCAGUGGCAGUGCCCUUGCCAGGAACGAGGUGCUGAGGCAGGAAGUGGAGAGGAUUUUUCCAUUCCCCGUGGUUUAUGGGAAGGAUGUGGAUGCUGCUGUGGGGGCAGCUAUGGUGAUGUUCCAUAGUAAAUAAAGUCAUUAUUUGGAAUGGCCUGA
Molecule: messenger RNA, 1453 nt
Organism: Pyrgilauda ruficollis (rufous-necked snowfinch)
Lineage: Eukaryota; Metazoa; Chordata; Aves; Passeriformes; Passeridae
Gene: SHPK
Product: sedoheptulokinase
Exons: 7
Coding region: 12-1430 (472 amino acids)
Biological process (GO): carbohydrate metabolic process; cellular response to lipopolysaccharide
Cellular component (GO): cytosol
Molecular function (GO): sedoheptulokinase activity
Source: RefSeq, a predicted model, not a curated record